UAACAAACCGAUCAAUUUGAUUGCAUCCUCUGAACCGGCUGUAUUCACAUCAUCUUCACCAAAUUACCCAGUGCUCUUCGCCGUAGACGUCGAUGAGCCGAUCACGCGGUAUCUUCUCGAUUCUCAGGAAGGUCCAUCAACCAUCGUCUCGUAAAUGUUUAUGUACAAACUCUAUCUCUUCUUCUUCUUCGUCAAGCUUAGGAUUCCGAGCCACGAACAAGGAGCUAAACCAGAUGAUAAGAUCAGGAUACAUCACCGAAGCUAGAAAAAUAUUCGAAAAGCUGGAGGCGAGGAACACGGUGACGUGGAACACAAUGAUAAGCGGAUACGUAAAAAGGAGGGAAAUGACUAACGCGCGGAAAUUGUUCGACGAAAUGCCUCAGAGAGAUGUCGUCACUUGGAACGCUAUGAUCUCUGGCUACGUUUCUUGGAGGUUUCUCGAAGAAGCGAGGAAGCUGUUCGAUGAAAUGCCUAAAAGAGAUUCCUUUACUUGGAACACGAUGAUAAGCGGUUACGCUAAGAAUCGAAGAAUAGGUGAAGCUCUGUUGCUGUUCGAGAGAAUGCCUAUGAGAAACGCUGUUUCUUGGAGUGCAAUGAUCAGUGGGUUUUGCCAUAACGGUGAAGUGAGUCGCGGGGUUGAGUUGUUUAUGAGAAUGCCUGAGAAGGAUUCAGCUUGUUUAUGCGCGCUUGUGUCUGGUUUGAUUAAGAACGAAAAGCUGGAGGAAGCUGCGAAUGUUUUAACUCAAUAUGGUUGUAUAGAUUCCGGUAAGGAAGAUUUGGUGUUUGCUUACAACACAUUGGUUGUAGGGUAUGGACAUAGAGGACAAGUGGAAGCAGCUCGGUGUCUGUUUGAUCAGAUUCCUGAUAUUUGUAGAAACUACGUCUCGUGGAACUCGAUGAUCAAAGCCUACUUGAAAGCAGGCGAUGUGGUCUCUGCGCGGUUGCUGUUUGAUCAGAUGAGAGACAGAGAUACCAUUUCUUGGAACACGAUGAUCGAUGGAUAUGUGCACGUAUCUAAGAUGGAAGAAGCUUUUGAUCUGUUCUCGGAAAUGCCAAACAGAGAUACGCAUUCUUGGAACAUGAUGGUGUCUGGUUACGCUAGCGUCGGCGAUGUGGAGCUAGCUCGUGACUACUUUGAGAGAACGCCUGAGAAAAACAUAGUCUCGUGGAACUCGAUCAUAGCAGCUUAUGAGAAGUACAAGGACUAUAGAGAAGCUGUUGAGGUGUUUAUACGGAUGAACAUUGAAGGAGAGAAGCCUGACCCUCAUACUCUAACUUCUCUCCUCAGCGUAUCAACAGGGCUUGUGAAUCUGCGGCUAGGAACGCAGAUGCACCAAAUCGUCAUCAAGAGUGUGAUCCCUGACGUGCCGGUUCACAACGCUCUUAUCACUAUGUAUUCGAGAUGCGGAGAGAUAACGGAUUCGAGGAGAAUCUUCGAUGGAAUGAGAGUUAAAAGAGAAGUAAUCACAUGGAAUGCGAUGAUAGGAGGGUAUGCUUUCCACGGUAACUCUUCAGAAGCUUUGAACCUGUUCUGGUCAAUGAAAAGCAAUGGGAUACAUCCUUCUCAUAUAACAUUUGUCUCGGUUCUGAACGCUUGUGCUCACGCGGGACUCGUCGAUGAGGCUAGAGCACAGUUUAUGUCCAUGGUAAACGAGUACAAGAUCCAGCCGCAGAUGGAACAUUAUUCUUCGCUGGUGGAUGUAAUCAGUAGACAAGGGCGGUUUGAGGAGGCCAUGGGUGUGAUAAAGAGUAUGCCUUUUGAGCCAGACAAGACGGUGUGGGGUGCAGUGUUGGAUGCUUGUAGGAUUUAUAACAAUGUUGGGCUUGCACAUGCUGCAGCUGAAGCAAUGUCGAGACUUGAACCAGAGAGCUCGACACCUUAUGUAUUGUUGUAUAACAUGUAUGCUGACAUGGGACUAUGGGACGAAGCUUCUCGAGUGAGAAUGAGGAUGGAGAGUAAAAGGAUUAAGAAGGUAAGAGCAUCAAGUUGGGUAUGAUGAUCAAGAACUAAGAGAAGCAUAAAACUUCUUCUCUACACCCAGAGAACAGAGGACGAAGGGUAUGUAUGAAUGGUAUGAAGGGUAUGAUGAUCAAGAACUAAGAGACGGUAUCAAUGUCUCUAUCUUUUUAGGUACUCAUAGGUUCCCAAACGGCGUCGUUGAGGCUGUGGAAGAGUCACCUCCUGAAUGACCCAUGAUUCUUGUUCGAUUUUGGCAGCCAUUAAAAUUACUGGUGCCUUCUUACAUAAUCUAUAUAGUUUCUGCUUCAUCCCAUCUUCCAAAUUGUUUGCCUGUCAAAAGAGUAAACCUUUUUGUGUGUUCUCUUAGUAUAAAAUGAAUUAAAAAAUUAUCGUAACUGACUAGUGACAUGGUCUUGUACUUCUUUGAAUAUUAGAGAAACUUGAGCC
Brassica oleracea var. oleracea is the source of this 2407-nucleotide messenger RNA. RefSeq names its product pentatricopeptide repeat-containing protein At1g62260, mitochondrial. The record is from RefSeq and is a predicted model, not a curated record. The coding region runs from base 93 to 1997 and encodes 634 amino acids. The transcript has a single exon. Gene Ontology annotation, biological process: RNA modification. Gene Ontology annotation, molecular function: protein binding; RNA binding. Lineage: Eukaryota; Viridiplantae; Streptophyta; Magnoliopsida; Brassicales; Brassicaceae.